CUUCGUUUUGGGAGGACUUUUCUUCCUUCGCCUCUACAGGUUUGGAAUCGGCGCUGUCCGUCUUCGCUCUUCUCGGUUCGUUCCUCCCUCCUCCCUCCCGUCUGUCUUUGUUCCUCUCUCCUCCCACCCAUUUGUCUUCGUUCCUAUUCCUCUUGUUGCCUCUGUUGUUCGCGUCGGUAAAUCCGCCUCGUUCGUCUUCCUCCCGUUGCCUCCGUCGUUCGCUUAGUCGGAGAUUAAUCGUGACCUAAAUCGUUCGAUCAGUUUAGGAACGAUCAGCCUGGCUGGCUGGAUUGAAAUUUAGGCCCAGUGGCCCACUUCACUUGCCCAGCGGCCCUGCCCAGCUUCCUUUUUCCCAAUUCCCACCACUUGGGUACACACGACACGAACCAGGCAACCAGCUGCGGAGGGAGGAACCCUAGCGGAACACUGUGCAGGUGACGGCGGCGCGCUACCGGUCACGGGGGAUACGGCGGCAUCGUCCCCUCCUCCAUCCCCGGCGCGGCGGCGCCAGCAGCCGGCCUGCAGGGACGGUCUCCAGUCUCCAGAAUCCAGAUUCAGAGCUUGUCCCUGUUUUGUGGUGUGCUCUGUUGUACUGUAGCCUGUAGCCAGGGCAAAUUAAAGCUACAAUGCAGGCUGCCUACUAUGCAAAGGAUCUUUUGGUUUGAAGUCCAGUUGACCGAAGUUGGAAAAUACUUCUGAUACUUACAGAUUUCACAGAGGUCUUGUUUAUUUUCUACUAUUUUCCUUCAAGCACGUGGAAUAGUACGUUUGACAAACAAUUUGCUGACGAGGACACUACCCUAUAUCCGACGUAGGAGGCCCUUACAGACGCUUGUUGCUGACUUGCUCACAGGUUUUCGAACACGGCUGAACACGCGCGCAAGGCGUGCACAGUACACGCGCGCAGGGGGAGGAGGAGAACAAGAGGAUGGUGAAGGCAAGGCCCAAGCCAACGCCGGUCAAGGCGGCCCCAGAAGUGAUCUUCGACCCAAUGGCCUCUGGUGCCCGGAAGCCCCGCCGCCCAGGGGCGCCGUCAGCCAGCAAAGAAUGGCACAGCUUCAUGGGAUCGAGUCUGUCGGAUAUGUAUCGGAAGCCAGUUUUGGAGAAAUCUGCUGACACAUCUGAUGAGGAGCCUGACAUUGAUAUCAUGAAGCUGCUGAAAGAUGUUGAGAUCAUUGGUGCCCCUACAUUUAAGGGGCGAAAGCAAAUCGAGAACCGCAGAGUAGUUGAGUUGGGUGGAAAGUCCGUUAAGAAGCACCGCACACCAUUAAGUGUUGCGAAGCCAGCUCUGAAGAAUCAGAAGAAACGAGAACAGAAGAAAAUGGAAGAGGAAAAACUACUUGGGAUCUUUAGGAAGAGGGACAAGGACACCAAACCUCACAAGACAAGGCCAGAGGACCGAGUGCUUAGGGCCACAGAAGGGCGCUUUAGGAACGGUAUACUGAACGUCAAGCAUCUUCUGGCGCCACCGAAACCAUCAGGCAAGGACAUGUCGGAACCGAAGAUGAGGAAGGACAAGCACAAGGGGAAGGGUAAGCAGAAGGGGGGCAGAAGGAAGAGACGUUGAAGAAAGCACACUUCUGUAACCUGGUUUGCUAUUAAGAAUUUAAGAUAGAUGGUUGAUGAAACGUUUAAAUGACAACACCUUUUUGUGUCCGUCCUGAAAUUAAGACGUUUCCUUGCUCUGCUGGAAUCUUUGAAGUGAUCCUUGAAACGAUGUAAUUCUCCACCUUGAAACGAAACGAUGUAAUUCUCCAGGAUGCGGUUCAGGAAGAGGCUUAUUUGGUUCAAUUUUAUAUGCCCUUCGAUCCCUGGGCAUAUUUGUUUUUGUA
This is a messenger RNA of Zea mays, 1832 nucleotides long. RefSeq lists its product as uncharacterized. Gene Ontology annotation, cellular component: nucleolus. Lineage: Eukaryota; Viridiplantae; Streptophyta; Magnoliopsida; Poales; Poaceae. The record is from RefSeq and is a predicted model, not a curated record. The transcript has 10 exons. Gene Ontology annotation, biological process: maturation of SSU-rRNA from tricistronic rRNA transcript (SSU-rRNA, 5.8S rRNA, LSU-rRNA). The coding region runs from base 929 to 1567 and encodes 212 amino acids.